AUGGCGUUAUCUACGAGAUGGACUCCCAGGAGUCUUCAUAUUCCGGCCCUGCAGCCAACCUACACUUGCCGCCGUUGUCUGUCCGGCAGAGAAAGGCUUCUCCGUGUGUCCGAAGAAGUCCAAGAUGCUCUCGCGACUGGCAAACCGGUCGUCGCGUUGGAGACCACGAUCUAUACCCACGGCUUUCCCUACCCCGAAAAUGUCGCUUUGUCCUCCCACCUCGAAUCUCUAGUCCGCGUUAAUGGCGGUGUGCCAGCCACUAUUGGAAUUCUUGAUGGCAUUGCUCGUGUGGGCAUGCAAGCUGAAGAACUGAUACAGCUUGUUUCUACGGCUGGUAAUGAGAAUACUUGGAAGAUAUCGAGGCGAGAUCUGGGCUUCAUUGGUGGCUUCGGCCUGAGAGGGCAAAAGCUCAAUGGAGGAACUACAAUUGCCGGGACAAUGAUCCUUGCGCAUCUUGCGGGCAUCAAGAUAUUCGCAACUGGAGGCUUGGGAGGCGUCCAUCGGGGAGGUGAAAACAGCAUGGAUAUCUCAGCAGACUUGACAGAGCUGGGAAGAACGCCUGUCACCGUGAUCAGUUCUGGAUGCAAAUCUUUCCUAGAUAUCCCACGAACACUGGAAUACCUGGAGACACAGGGUGUCGGUGUUGGCACUUUUGCGGACGGGAGGACGGGCACUGUCGAUUUUCCCGCCUUCUUCUCGCGCGACAGCGGCGUCAAAAGCCCGAGGACCAUCUUCGAUGAAGCCGAUGCAGCAGCUCUCGUCUAUGCUCAGUCCAAUUUUCCCAUUCAGUCUGGCCUGUUGUUCGCGAAUCCCGUGCCGGAAUCUUCGGCAAUGGCGAAGGACGAAAUUGACGGAAUCAUCGCCCAAGCAGUUGCAGAGGCUGAGGAGAAAGGUAUUGGUGGAAGCGCCAACACGCCUUACAUCCUGAGAAGGAUCAGAGAAUUGAGUAAUGGCGCAAGCGUGAAAGCAAACGAGGCCCUCAUUGAGGCGAACGUCGCGCGCGGCACCAAGGUGGCAGUCGAAUUAGCAAAACUCGAACUACGUGAGGGUGCUGCACCACAGCGAGGAGACGCAUCCGUGGUAACGCCAUCAGAACUCCCGAUCACGACGCAGUCAAGCGGGACCGCUCUGUCAACGCCAGCAGGGGACGCAUCCGCGAAGAUUAGCUCGGCAGGUCAGCCAGUGGACAUCUUGGUGGCUGGGUCACUUGCAAGUGAUACAAUCUGCGAUUACGAACCAUUCGACAGACCUUCCACUGCAGUUCCACCAACUUUACAUACCUCCAACCCAGCCAAAAUAUCUCCCUCUGCAGGUGGUGUCGGCAGAAACGUUGCAAUGGCCGCUCAUUUGGCAGGGGCCAAAGUAGCUUUGGCAAGUGUAGUGGCCGAUGACCUCGCCGGAUCGUCUCUUCUCGACCAUGUUGGAAAAAGCGGCGUCUCUGCUGAUCAUAUCCGGCAGAUCCCUGCUGCUGAUGGGGCAAGAACAGCACAGUAUGUGGCCGUGAAUGACACAAGCAAAGACUUGGUGGUUGCUAUGGCAGACAUGUCAAUUCUGGCACGACCAGAGCUUGAGUCCCUGGAGUACUGGACGACUACCAUCGGCCAAACCUCCCCAAAAUGGGUCAUUGCGGAUGCCAAUUGGUCUCCGGAGAUACUUUCGUCAAUCUUCAAGGCUGCAAAAGUCCAAGGAGCCAUGAUUGCAUUUGAACCUGUUUCCAUUGCGAAAGCUGCGCGCCUCUUCAACAAGAACAACAAUGCUAUGACAAGCACGAGUGUAGUACCCAAUCAUACCGUCAGCUUGGCUUCUCCAAACAGUUUAGAGCUUUCAGCUCUCUACAAAGCUGCCACCGAUGCGCUGAUGUUUGAAUCAGAGCGUUGGUGGAAAGUGAUUGAUAGCUUUGGUCUUUCGGGAUCCGGGUCACGGGACCGUUUGGUGUCCAUCGCUGGACCCGAAUUGGUUGAGGAAGGUAUUCCCCAGCAGUGCCUUCAACUUCUGCCUUUCAUUCCCAACCUGGUGACGAAGCUGGGCCCCAAGGGCUGUUUGGUGACGAGUCUGCUAAGACAUACCGAUGAAAGACUAACACGCCCCGAGUACGCGCCUUAUAUUUUGGGUAGGACUAUGUCAGAUGCUUCGGAGAUCGGCGGCCUAUACAUGCGACUUAUUCCUCCGACGUGCAAUGUCUCGCAGGAGGACAUUGUGUCGGUGAAUGGUGUCGGCGACACAAUGCUGGGUGUGAUUGUUGCAGGACUUGUGAAAGGCCGUACACUGGACGACGUAAUACCGAUCGCUCAAGACGCUGCCGUCCUGACUCUGAAAUCUCCUGAAGCAGUCUCGCCUGAGGUACGAAGUAUACAAGAACGACUCCAAUGA
Exophiala viscosa is the source of this 2370-nucleotide messenger RNA. RefSeq names its product IdgA domain-containing protein. NCBI's taxonomy places the organism in Eukaryota, Fungi, Ascomycota, Eurotiomycetes, Chaetothyriales, Herpotrichiellaceae. The transcript has 3 exons. Gene Ontology annotation, molecular function: pseudouridylate synthase activity. The coding region runs from base 1 to 2370 and encodes 789 amino acids. The record is from RefSeq and is a predicted model, not a curated record.